This is a messenger RNA of Heterobasidion irregulare TC 32-1, 438 nucleotides long. RefSeq lists its product as uncharacterized. The annotation marks the transcript as partial. NCBI's taxonomy places the organism in Eukaryota, Fungi, Basidiomycota, Agaricomycetes, Russulales, Bondarzewiaceae. The transcript is spliced from 3 exons. The record is from RefSeq and is a predicted model, not a curated record.
AUGGACUCUCCACGAGAAGAAUUUCCACGAGUGUCCGUUGAUACGCAACAGGACUGGCAGCGCAUUAGGGCCAACUUCACGCAGGCGGUUUAUGCGCGGCUGGACGAGCAGCUUGCGCUCAAUAACCUCACCGGACAACGGUCGCUCUUUGCUGACCACGUCCAACAGCUUAUAGAUGCGACAUUCGACAUCGCACGGGCAAAUGUACGCGUCAACGGCCGGAAUCUGGAGGAUUUAAACGGGGACGGUAGAGAGGUCGAGAUUUUCGACGAAGCUCUUGAUAGACGCAUCUGGUCACUCUCCGACCAACGCUUGAUAUCGGAACGCGAGAUUGCGAUCAAGCGGCGAACCAGGCCACAGGAAGUGGUCACGCUCCUAGAAGAUCUACUUCAACGCCAACAGGCCGAGGCAGAUGAUACCAACGAGGAGCCUGAUGAA